UCACCCGAUGAGGUAGCGUGUGAUUGGUUCAGUGUCAGACGUGAGGUGCGAUACACAUUAUGUGCCAUAGGUAGAUGAAAGCGGGUUAACGUCACCAGACUAUUCUACGUAGAAGACUCUAUCGCAGCCAGCUGUUGAAUGAUCUUUAUCAUCCUUUCGUUCUCUACACCCUCCGAAAACGCUGCGUGGGAUGCAAUUUAACAGGCUCGAGAUCGCCCAUACCGUAGUGCAGUUGAAACAGCGAAAGAUGAUUUGUUAUGGUCGGAGGUGUCAGCACGUGAUGUGAGACCAUCUCAUUCGCCUGUGGUCCGCACUUACCCGGGGUUGUGUCCAAUUUGGAGAUAACUACUACGUUAUGUUGGUGGUAUGAACAGUCCAGCAAUGGAAGAUUUUACAUAGAGUAGAGAGGAGACGGCGCAAGUAGGCUCGGAAGGAAUGAUCUCGCCGCUUGAAAAAUGGUGAAAGGGCGAUCCGAAGACCGGACAUGGAGUGGUUUGAGAGGGAUGGGAUGGGAGACUCUCUUUCCUUCCAGGCAGGCAGUAGCUGUUAAUACCAUGUUGUAUAAACGAAGCGUUGAUAAGCGUAUCCGUGGAAAAAAAAAGUCAAACCAACGAAAAUUUUUACUAGAUUAUAAAAAAGUGUUGCAACUUGGUCGUCUUACGAGUUUUUUCUUUUGUGAAGCCCUCUCCCCUCUCUCUCUUUCUCUCUCUAUGACUGCUUGGAUUGACAAGCUCAACGAAAAGGUUGCGGCCUCAAGGUUCGGCCGUUAUUUCCAAUUGGAAGGAUCUGGUCAUAAGCGAGAACGUAAAGGAACUCGUUUCAGCACUGAAAUCCGUGCUGGUCUGACAACUUUCUUUGCCAUGGCCUACAUUAUCUCAGUCAAUGCCAGCAUUAUCAGUGACAGUGGUGGUACUUGUGUUUGCGUAGGAACUGCUGAUGAUCCUACUUGUGAUGCCAACACCGAUUAUAUGAACUGCGUGUACAACAUCAAGCUUGACCUUAUCACUGGUACUACCGCAGCCUCCAUCAUCGCCACCUUUUUGAUGGGUGUGUUUGCUAACCUUCCCCUCGGAUUGGCCCCUGGUAUGGGCUUGAACGCUUAUUUCACCUACACUGUGGUUGGUUAUCACGGUUCUGGCAAGAUCUCUUACGAAACUGCACUGGCUGCUGUCUUCAUUGAAGGUCUUAUCUUCUUCGUUUUGUCCAUCCUUGGUAUCCGUCAAUGGCUCGCCCGUAUCAUCCCCAUGAGCAUCAAGAUUGCUAUGGGCUGUGGUAUUGGUCUUUACCUUUGCUUCAUUGGUCUUCAAAGCUCGGCUGGUAUUGGUUUGGUCACUUUGGACACCGCUACUUUGGUCAGUUUGGGUGCUUGUCCCGAUGCCGCUAAGGAUGCCAAUGGUUCCUGCUUGUGGGGCCAUAUGACCAACGGCACCACCUACAUGGGUCUCUUGGGUUUGAUGAUCAUGGCUGUGUUGUUGCUCUACAGAGCUCGUGGUGCCAUUUUGAUUGGUAUUGUCUUCAUUGCCAUCACUUCAUGGCCCCGUGUCAAUGCCGUUACCUACUUCCCUUACACCGAUGCUGGUGACCAAAUGUUCAACUACUUCAAGCAAGUCGUUACUUUCCGCCCUAUGCAAAACACCCUGGCCCAAUUCAACUUUGACUUGUCCACCAGUGAGGUUUGGAUUGCCUUGAUCACUUUCUUGUAUGUCGAUAUCAUGGAUACCACCGGUACCUUGUACUCUAUGGCUCGCUAUGGUGGUUUCACCGAUGCUUCCGGUGACUUUGAACACUCUACCUGGGCUUUCAUGAGUGAUGCUCUUUCCAUCACCAUUGGUUCUUGCUUCGGUACCUCCCCUUGCACUGCCUUCAUUGAAUCCGGUGCUGGUAUUGCUGAGGGUGGUAAGACGGGUAUCACUGCUUUGACCAUUUGCUUUGGUUUCUUUGUUUCCCUGUUCUUUGCCCCUAUCUUUGCCUCUUUCCCUCCAUGGGCCACUGGACCUGCUCUUAUCUUGGUCGGCUCCAUGAUGUUGUCCAGUGUGGGUAACAUCAACUGGAACUACCCUGGUGAUUCCAUUCCUGCUUUCUUGACUUUGACCGUCAUGCCUUUCACCUACUCCAUUGCCUAUGGUGUUAUUGCUGGUGUUAUCUCCUACAUCAUCAUCAACGGUUUCGUUUGGAUCGUUGACAAGAUCACCUUUGGUAGAAUCACACCUGAUUACAGCCAACGUGAGCAAUGGUGGGUGGGUACCAUGGAUAAGCCCAUCACGCCUACCUGGAUCCGCUUUGUCAUUGCCAAGGCUCGUGGUCAGCCCUUCGAUUUGAACAACGACAGCUUUGAUGCCAAGACCGCUGCUGAUCAUCCUGAAGAAGUUCCCUCCUCUUACACCAACGAGAAGGGUUCUUUGGAAGACAGCCCCGUGGCCAUUCCUUUGGAAGAGACUGCCAGCCAUCACCAAUAAGUCAGUCAGUAAAAGACAACUUUUGACAUGACCUCCACAUCCUCUUUAUCUCUUUCAUUUUCGUUUUUUUUUGAAAAACCUCACCCAGAAAAAAAAAUAAGGGGGAAUUUCUUUUCUUCCAUACACCCCAUGCUUUUUCCACUAUCAUAAACAAUAAUUUCUUUUUUUUUAUUAUUAUUUUUUCCAUAAUACAAAAAAAUCCAUGAACCUUUCCAGGUUCCUUAACGAUC
This is a messenger RNA of Umbelopsis ramanniana AG, 2686 nucleotides long. RefSeq lists its product as uncharacterized. Gene Ontology annotation, biological process: transmembrane transport. The record is from RefSeq and is a predicted model, not a curated record. Gene Ontology annotation, molecular function: purine nucleobase transmembrane transporter activity. Lineage: Eukaryota; Fungi; Mucoromycota; Umbelopsidomycetes; Umbelopsidales; Umbelopsidaceae. Gene Ontology annotation, cellular component: plasma membrane. The coding region runs from base 456 to 2456 and encodes 666 amino acids. The transcript is spliced from 4 exons.